Messenger RNA from Amphiprion ocellaris (clown anemonefish), 1751 nucleotides. RefSeq names its product enolase 1b, (alpha) (gene eno1b). Gene Ontology annotation, cellular component: phosphopyruvate hydratase complex. Gene Ontology annotation, biological process: glycolytic process. The coding region runs from base 142 to 1443 and encodes 433 amino acids. Gene Ontology annotation, molecular function: magnesium ion binding; phosphopyruvate hydratase activity. The transcript has 12 exons. The record is from RefSeq and is a predicted model, not a curated record. Lineage: Eukaryota; Metazoa; Chordata; Actinopteri; Pomacentridae.
CAACAGCGCGCUGUUUUUGGAACUUGCAGAAGAAGAGUGUCUUCCUUUUUCUGCGACUCCUCACUUCCUGCUGCUCGUCUUCGGUCCUCCACCGAGGUAUUCGGAUCCACUUUUCUGCCGUUGACAUCGAGGUCCUGCACCAUGUCCAUCGUCAAGAUCCACGCCAGAGAGAUCUUCGACUCCCGUGGAAACCCCACAGUGGAGGUUGACCUUUACACUGACAAAGGCUUGUUUAGAGCCGCCGUACCAAGCGGUGCGUCUACUGGAAUCUAUGAAGCCUUGGAGCUCAGAGACAAUGACAAGUCUCGCUACCUUGGGAAAGGAGUCUCACAGGCUGUCGACCACAUCAAUUCAGCAAUUGCACCUGCACUUGUUGGUGAGGAUGUAUCUGUGGUUGAGCAAGAGAGAAUUGACCAGAUGAUGAUUGACAUGGAUGGCACAGACAACAAAUCCAAAUUUGGAGCCAAUGCCAUCCUGGGUGUGUCUCUGGCUGUUUGCAAAGCUGGUGCAGCAGAGAAAGGAGUCCCCUUGUAUCGUCAUAUCGCUGACCUUGCAGGCAACCCAGAGGUCAUCCUGCCUGUACCGGCCUUUAAUGUGAUCAACGGUGGUUCCCACGCAGGCAACAAGCUUGCCAUGCAGGAAUUCAUGAUCCUGCCCAUCGGUGCUAGCACCUUCAAAGAAGCCAUGCGCAUUGGAGCCGAGGUCUAUCACAAUCUCAAAAAUGUCAUCAAGAAGAAAUAUGGACAGGAUGCCACUAAUGUGGGUGAUGAAGGUGGCUUUGCGCCGAACAUCCUGGAAAAUCAGGAAGCUCUGGAGUUACUUAAGGAGGCCAUAGCCAAAGCAGGAUACACAGAUGAGAUUGUGAUCGGCAUGGAUGUGGCAGCAUCUGAAUUCUACAGAGAUGGAAAAUACGACCUGGACUUCAAGUCGCCGGACGACCCGAGCCGUUACAUCACUCCUGAUGAGCUGGCUGAUCUCUACAAGAGCUUUGUGAAGGAUUAUCCAGUGAUGUCCAUCGAGGAUCCAUUUGAUCAGGACGACUGGGCGGCCUGGACCAACUUCACUGGCAGCACAGACAUCCAGGUGGUUGGAGACGAUCUGACAGUGACCAACCCUAAUCGCAUCAGCAAGGCUGUGGAGGAGAAGGCCUGCAACUGUCUGCUGCUUAAAGUCAAUCAGAUUGGCACAGUUACAGAGUCAAUGAGAGCGUGUAAGAUGGCCCAGGAGAACGGCUGGGGUGUGAUGGUUAGCCAUCGCUCUGGUGAAACUGAAGACACCUUCAUAGCGGAUUUGGUGGUCGGGUUGUGCACUGGACAGAUCAAGACCGGGGCUCCCUGCCGCUCUGAGCGUUUGGCCAAAUACAACCAGAUUCUCAGAAUUGAAGAGGAGUUGGGAGACAAGGCUCGAUUCGCUGGGAAAAACUUCAGGAAGCCACUGGAGUAAAUAGGUGCAUGAUUUAUUUCACAUACAAGUGGAUUAAUUUACACAAAUGCACAGCAACACACUGGGAAAUAAAGCAUCUGAGCAGUAAAAAUGAAUGUAGAACUCACGUUACUUCCUGUAAUGAAUUUAUAGAGAACAUACUGUAAUAACUGGAACUGUGGCAAUCAAGUCCUCUACUCUGAUUUAAUGUGGAAUUAAAUAUUAGACCUGAAUAUAAAGAGUAAUAUUUAUUAACAGCACCUAAAACUGUAUUCACAACAGCUGCACUUGGAGACACAGUUAAUAAACUAAUUUUGUUUGUGACCAAA